AUGAUGGGAUUCCGCCUGAGGCACGCGACGCCGACGCCGCCGCAAUCCGCCGCCUUCUCCAAAAAGGAAACUCGUUUCGCGCCUCACGGAUCAUCUGUGCAGCUGCGGUCGGUCACUCAUCGAUUUUCGACUUACUUCGGCAGUUUCCCGGUUCUUUUUGGUCUAUAUUUUCUACACAUAAAUCUCGAAAGCGCAUUUAAAGGCGCAGAACUUUCGCAAGAGCUGAACCACUUGAAAAAGUCUCUUCGCUUCGAUACUCUUUUCAAAUUUGUCUAUGAUUCUUCAAAAUCCUCCGGAAAAUGUCCUGGACUCACUUAUUAUUAUUUUUUCAACUUAUCAAAGUUUUGAAUUGUAAAAUCAAGCCUGAGACACUAAAAUAAACGAUUACUUGAUCAUCCACAGCUUCUGAAACUCUCAGGUGGAAUUUUCAAAGCCUCAAGAAAAAUAGACUACGAAAAUUGAAUUAUGUGCACCUCAAAAACUACAGCAAAACCAAGAAAACGAUGAAAUUUCCUUCCAAAAAAGUUGCGAAGAACGUUUUUUUCUGCUGAUCCGGCCAAAUAAGAAUUCACAACACAAUGGGAGAAAACAAGCGGGGCGUUGAAUGGGUUGAAAAAAAAAGUGAGAAGGAGAAAAACGGGCUCUCGAGAGAACUGGUAUUGUGGUGAGUGAGAAAUUCCGUCGGCAUCACCAAAAAUCGUAUUCUUGGGACGAUAACAAAGAACUGGUCAAGGUUCAGAGGAUUCUGGAGGUCGAAACUUAAAAUAUCGAAAAAAAGUGAAAUCAGGAAUGUUUCACAGGCUCCUGCGCCUUCAAUUAGUUCUCAAAUCUCAUAUAAAACAACCAUUCUUGGGUACAAAGUUCACGACGAGAAUUGAGAGAAGAAGAAAUCUCAACCGCUACGCACAUCAAUUAUAUAAGGUUGACUGAUAAAUCGUGUCAAAAUAUCUUUCCUCUGCACUUUUUGAUUUAUUAAACUGAUUCGAAACUUUCUUCUAUCUACGGAUGACAAAGAACUUUAAAAAUAAAGGCAGGAAUGUUUUAAAAAUCAGUUUUCAUUGUGCCAUUGUAUAGGGCAAACUGAAAAUUCGCAAAACGACAUAAUUUGAGUUAUUAUUAUAAUUACAAUUUCACAUCCGUUAAAUUUCCCUUCAUGACCGUCUGAAAAACUAAAAACGGCUCAUCGCUUCGAUAUCCUCGUGAAAAAUACACAUAUUUUUUUAAUGAAAUUUAUCUCGGACAUUGGUUACCUUUCUGGGCAUUUUUAGUGACCAGUUUAGUAGCCUCAUCACUCUUAAGUGAUCCCUAGAACUUUUCAGAAAUGCCCGAAGCACGUCUGUUUCACGUUAGCAAUGCACAAGAUGGAAAAACUUCUGGCGUUUAAAGGAACGUGACCAACUUUAAAAAAGGUCUUAAAGCGAAGAGCCAUUUUAGUGCUUUCUCGAGUUCUGCACCUAGAAAAGUUAACACAAAAAAAAAUAAUAGAAAGUUCUAGACGUGAAAGAGAAAGAGUUGCAAAGAUGACGUCGAAUACGGCGAAUUCGGUGGCCCAUCGGAGGCAAGGUCGAAUUCGCGACGACGUCUUCAGACGCCGCCCACAUCCUUUCCGAUAUCAACUAAUCAGCUAUCAGACGCCUCAACGGCACACCGAAAUCGCCGCGCGAAAUGUCCUUUCUAGUGAGGGGACCGUCUGGCACUCCGCGGAGGUCUCUUCACUCUUCACGUCAAAUGAAAAGGUUUUGAAACAACCUUUUAGGACUGAUUCGAAGAUAGCUAACAUUAAUGCCGUGUUCAUAAUGAUUUUUUGCGGAAUUCAAAAAGGCCCUCAGACACUGAAAAAGACAACUUAGUUUUGGAGAGACAUGAUAAUUUUGAAUUUUGUUUGAAUUAUUUUUGACACGGCAUAAUAUUAGGGCAAAUAUAUCCAAAAACUGCAUUGAAACAGCUUCUGACGAAAAUUCUACAAGCCUAAUUGUGUUUAAAGUGAGGAACCAGUCAGGAAAACAAGAAAUUCAAAUAAAAACAAAAAAAAUAAUGGGUGAACCGAAUGUAUUCUUUUAAUUGAAAGGCUCAAGCUGGCCCAAAAAAUAAAAACCUGAAGGAAUUAUUUAUAUUAAAUUGGUCUGCCAUAUUCCUAGUUUGAAAAAAAAAUUUUAAAAAUAAAUAACUGUUGAAAACGGGAUUAAUUGAUGAUUUUCACAGAGUUACAGGAAUUCGUAGAAAAAAUAGUAAAGUAUCAUUUUUUGGAUUUGAGAGGUUCCAAAUGCAGAUAUGAGGUAAAAUUAACAAAACAUACUGCAAAAAAAUGUUAGAAAUUUACAAUAGAGUUCAAAAAAAUAAUAAUAAUGAUCAAAUUUAAAACAAAAAAACGAAAAACAAAUUGUCCAUCAAUACUCUUUGAUCUUUCCUUACUUAAUGAUCUACAUUUUUUUACAAUUUUUGUUUGAUAACAUUAGUUGCAUUUGAAUAUCUGUAGAACAAUAUUAUUGAAGUUUCAUGAAAAAGCGAAUGCAAAAAGAACCUUAUCAGUGCCGAAGAUGACCAUAAAGGAAAAAAAACGUGUUGUAACAACGGGUUCAACGGAAGCACGAACACGUUCUUGGUCUUGAACAGCGCCAUAAAAGCGGUGAACUAACUUUGCGAAAAAGCUGGAACAAAAGAACGAAGGCGAAGCAAAAAAAUAAAGAGAAAAAGUCGAUGGUAGGACGAAAAAUUUGAUCCGCAAAAAUACGUCGCGUGAAAAUUGCGACCACAUAACCUAUGAGCCACGAAAAUUUUAAGCCUUCAAAAUUUUUUCGUAAAAUUUUAAAAUUGCUCAGAUGAUGACUUUUUGAAUUUCUUUCUUUUCCUUUUUUUUCAAUUUUUUUCCCUUUAUUCUUGAUAUUGAUUAAUUCCAGAGCUAGAGCCACUGUUUUCGGUGGGUUUCUAGAAAUUUCAAUCAUUAUCAUCAAUAAGAAGUCUGUCAUUUUUUGUUAUAAACAUGGAAAACGUAUUUAGUUGACAGAUUUUGAACUUUAAUGAUUUAUGGCACAAAUUAAUUGGGAAAACAGAAGAAAAAGAGUUAAAACUCGAAAUUAGGUUUCAAAACGUUAUCAAAUCCUGGGAUCGCCGGGAUAACUCAACGCAGAAAUGAGAAUCAGGACUAGAGCAGAAGUUUGAAGAAGACCAGAACGAAGAAAAACAGAAAAUACAGAAAUUGAAAGCCUUAUAUGCAGGAAAUUUCUAAUUUAAAUGGACAAAAUUUUAAAGGCUUAAAAUUUUCGUGGCUCAUAAGUUAUGUGGUCGCAAUUUUCACGCGACGUAUUUUUGCGGAUCAAAUUUUUCGUCCUACCAUCAAAAAGUCAGAGGAGAAAUAAAUAAUAAGAAUUGCGCGUGAAAAGUUCUUUCCGUAAUAUAGCGUCGCCGUGUAUUGAAAAGGGUGAGUUUCAAUAUUUUUUUUAAUUUUAAAGUUUUUUCUUCCCGUUUUCACUUUCGCUCAUUUGGUUUUGUUUUAUGAACUAUCACAGGCUGAAAAAAAAACAGUUGGCUUAUACAGAAACCGUGAGAGCGACAGACUCGGCAUAAUUGCUGGCUUUCGGAACGAAAUGGCUGGUUUAGUAGAGGUCGGAAUUCGGGUCGUCGUCGUCGUCGGAAAACCAUUCAGUUUCCCACAAUACGAAAUGGACGAGGAACACACUGCCCAUUAG
Caenorhabditis auriculariae is the source of this 3686-nucleotide messenger RNA. Lineage: Eukaryota; Metazoa; Nematoda; Chromadorea; Rhabditida; Rhabditidae. The record is from the annotation of a GenBank genome assembly.